Camelina sativa (false flax) is the source of this 972-nucleotide messenger RNA. RefSeq lists its product as uncharacterized. Lineage: Eukaryota; Viridiplantae; Streptophyta; Magnoliopsida; Brassicales; Brassicaceae. The record is from RefSeq and is a predicted model, not a curated record.
AGAAGGCACGAUACCCAAAAUAUCAAAGAAAAAACACACUGCUUCUUUUACCUUCUCUUCUCUUCUUCUCUUCUUCCACGUCCACGCGUAUCCACACAACAUCUAUACAUACAUCAACUUCCACAUCUAUAUUCCCUCUCUUUGCUUCCAUUAAACUCCAAAGAAGAUCUCUUCUUUUCAUAUAUCUCUUUUAACUCAAUCCUAUAUCAAUGGAGAAGGAAGACUUGUACGCUGUUAUGGAUUUGGACAACGAAUGUACACAAGGAGAUCUCAAACUUUCUUACAAGAACCUUGUUCUGAAAUGGCAUCCAGAUCGGUUUCAUGAAGAGAUUAAGAAAGAAGAAGCCAAGAUGAAGUUCCAAUCCAUUCAACGAGCCUACUCCGUUUUGUCGGAUUCGAACAAGAGGCUGCUGUAUGACGUCGGUGCGUAUGAUAGUGAUGACGACGAAACUGGAAUGGCUGAUUUCAUAAAUGAGAUGGUGACACUAAUGGCUCAAACUCAAUCUACGGGGAACGAAAGCUUAGAGGAAUUUGAAGAGUUGUUUGAAGAAUUGUUGAAGGAUGAUGUGAACGAUCAAUUCAUCAAAACUCGUUCGUCUUCGUAUUCGCCAUUUAGUAGCACAUCUACUACUUCGGUCCACAGCGAUGAUUUAUCAAAUGAUAUUCCAAACAAAAUGAACACUCGUGACAAAACUAUGGUUGUAUAAGUUCUAGUAAGGUUUGUAGGGUGGUCCAUGGACGAGAUUUCCCGUUGUCGUGUUGCUAAGAUAUGGUAUAUGUAUACAAUAAGUUGAACCUUCUAGGUCGUUUGAACCUUGUUUUUGAGGUAUGUAAGGUUCGUGAGAGAGAAUGAGUUUGUGUCUACUACAUUAAAACACAAUGCAUACGAAAAGUGUACAAGAAAACCUAAAACCCAAUUAAAUUAAAGCAACAGACAGGAAUCUAGCGUUCGAUAAAGCUAGAAUACUCGUA